AAUUAAUUCGUAUUUAUUAUUACCUCCCGGCUCCCCCACCGCCUCAACGAUUCAAUCUCAUUCUCUUCUUUCUUUUCUUUCAUCCUUCCCUCCUCAUUAACAUCCAGAGACCCCAGUCGUCUUCCAAGUUCCACCUCUGUAAAAUAUUAGCCUUUCUCCAGCCCACUAACUUCUUCUUCUUCCACUAGUUGGACCUCUCCAAAAGCCAUAUAACCAUUUGCCCCCUUCUCUCUCUCUCUCUCUCUCUCUCUCUCGGUGGUGCUCUGUGGACAACGAACGCAGGUUGUGCAGUCAUCUGCUACUUAACACAGCCACUCUUCCAGACAGUUUGGAGGACUUUUAGCCUUCAAUCUUUGUUCCUUUAGAGAUUGAGCCAAUGCCAAGAUCAAGUAGGGGGUCUUCAGAAAUGCCUCAGAGGCAAUUGUCACGAGGCCCGCACCCACUAAGAACAUCAGCCACUUCCGACUCCGGGGGCGCCACCACCGACCGAAGCCCGAAGGUCUCCGACCACCGUCGCUCCCCUCGCGGCGGGCCAAAUUCCGAUCCACCACUGCAGCAGAGGAAGCUCGGCACACGAAUCGCCGAUCUCGAGUCACAACUGGGACAAGCUCAGCAAGAGCUCAAGAGUCUGAAACAUCAACUGGCCUCCGCGGAAGCUGCCAAGAAUGAAGCCCAGAAGGAGCUCGAGAACAAGUCCAGUAAGAAAUCAACCCGGCCCAAUCCAGAACCAGAGGAGGUAGCAGGAGGAGGAGGAGAAGAAGAAGGAGCAAUCCCGCCGCUGGCAGCGGCGGAUAACGAUCGGGAGGAGAUCGACGUGUUUGAAGUUCCUGGGGUGGAAAUUAAGGGCGACACACCAAAUCCUACCUCCCCUGGAGAAGACAUUGCCCUGAAGAAAAAGCACGAAGAGGAGAUGAACGAGCUUAGAGCGAAGCUGGAGGAGAGAAAGAGGGAGUUGUUGGAAUCGAAUCAGGAGAAGGAAGAGCUGAGAAAGCAGCUUGAUGAGGCGGCUUCUAGGAUUGAAUGUGGCAAGGCCAAGGAAGAGGAGAUGCGUUCGAGGUUGAGUCGAGUGGAGGAAGCGGUGGAGGCGAGCAGAGGCAAUGCCGCGGAGUUGGCGUGCCAGCUGGAGGCAGUGAAGGAAGGGAAGGAAGUGUUGGAAUGUGAGAUGAAGAGGAUGAGAGUUCAGACGGAGCAGUGGAGGAAAGCGGCCGAUGCAGCCGCUGCAGUGCUCGCAGGCGGGAAUGGGAGGUUUGUUGUUUCUGAUCAGAGGUGUGCUUCCAUGGAGAAGCCUUUCGGUGGUGGUGGAAGCAUGUUCGAGACCCCGGCUGGCGGGUAUUGUGCUGGCUACGUGGGAUCGCCUGGAUUUGGUGAUGAUAUGGAUGAAGGAUAUGGAAGUGGCGGGAAGCAGAGAAAGGGUUCUUCAGGGAUUAAGAUGUUUGGUGACCUGUGGAAAAGGAAGACACAGAAGUGAAAGCGUGAGUCCCGUAUUUCUAUUCUAUGUAAUAUAAUGAAUGAUGAGUAGCAUGUUUGAAAGUUCAUGUAGAAGAAUGGUUGUAUUUGUUAAAUGGCUGCUCGCCAUGCAAGUAAUGUUUGUUGAUGGAGGAGAACAGUUUGUGAUGAAUGAUGAUAUAUCUUUGUUACGAAUUUUUUAUGACAAGAGUAAUCACAGAAGCAAGAUUUCCGG
Linum tenue is the source of this 1681-nucleotide messenger RNA. The record is from the annotation of a GenBank genome assembly. Lineage: Eukaryota; Viridiplantae; Streptophyta; Magnoliopsida; Malpighiales; Linaceae.